Talaromyces atroroseus is the source of this 1047-nucleotide messenger RNA. RefSeq lists its product as hypothetical. Lineage: Eukaryota; Fungi; Ascomycota; Eurotiomycetes; Eurotiales; Trichocomaceae. The record is from RefSeq and is a predicted model, not a curated record. The transcript is spliced from 3 exons. The coding region runs from base 1 to 1047 and encodes 348 amino acids.
AUGUCCUCAAUCCGCCAACUAUCCGCCUUCCUCGCUCUCGCAGCCUUCGCUGCUGCAGCGCCUCGCAUGCACAAGCGCGAGGCGCUCCCAGACUACGCCAUCACCUACGCGCCCCUGUCGUACCUCUACAGCGGCGAGAAAUGGUUCCCAUCCGACAUCACAGUACACCUGGCCAAUGUGCAACCCGAGGUUGACUUCAAUGCUACCGGGACAAACGGCUCGGUGACGCUCGACACGCUUGAUACGCUUUCGUCGGACGUCUACCUGACUGCCUCCGAUGGCCCUAUCCUGAACCCCCUGGACGGCACUCCUGACUGGCUCACUUCGGAAUACGGAAUCCCCAGCAGUGACGGCCUCAGUGCCGCUCCGGGUCUUAUCAUUGCUGCUGAGAAGAAUAGCACUACUACUGAUGUGUUCUACUUCUAUUUCUACUCCUACAACUAUGGUGGAGGCGUUCUUGACAUCAAUUUUGACGACCACGUCGGUGACUGGGAGCAUGUCAUGAUCCGGUUCGUCAACGAAGAACCAUACGCCAUCUACCUCUCCGAGCACAGCGGCGGCUCUGCUUACUACUGGGACGUGGUGGACUUCUCGGGCGAGCGUCCCAUCACUUACAUCGCGUACGGCGGACAUGCCAACUACGUGACGGCGGGCAGUCAGAACUACACCAUCGCGCUGGGUCUCAUCUCUGACACCACCGAUGCCGGGUAUCUGUGGGAUAUGACGUUGAACUACCGGGGCUACUGGUACGAUACGGAGACUGGCACUUUUACCGUCGCGCCUGGCGCAGGAACGGGAGCCAGUGAGGAAGAGAGCGAGACGGCUGACUGGCUAAACUGGCUGGGCUAUUGGGGCGAUGAGCAGUAUCCCGACGGGCUGCUUGACGAUAUCGAGACCGGCCAGUACUGCAUCGUGGGAGAGUGCCACUACACUGGGGGGCCAACGGGGCCUGCGGACAAGAACCUCAACCGCACGACCAUGUGCGAGAGCACGUCCAAAUCCUGUCCUGUAUAUGAUAACAUUAACGACCUAACGACUCUAUCGUAG